This is a messenger RNA of Planococcus citri (citrus mealybug), 912 nucleotides long. RefSeq names its product somatostatin receptor type 5-like. Gene Ontology annotation, cellular component: plasma membrane. The transcript is spliced from 2 exons. Gene Ontology annotation, molecular function: G protein-coupled peptide receptor activity. Lineage: Eukaryota; Metazoa; Arthropoda; Insecta; Hemiptera; Pseudococcidae. The coding region runs from base 1 to 912 and encodes 303 amino acids. The record is from RefSeq and is a predicted model, not a curated record. Gene Ontology annotation, biological process: G protein-coupled receptor signaling pathway.
AUGUCAACCGAAGACCAAUUCUGUACACAUGUCUCAAAAACCAUCGAAGCAUAUUACAAGAAGAAUAUAAGCGGUUACGUAGAUAUCCCGAUAUGUUUGAUUGGCGUAUUUCUCAACCUAUUCAACAUCCUGGUAUUCUCGAGGAAAAACAUGAUUUCAUCUGCCAACUUGAUACUAGCUCAUUUAGCCUUCGUAGAUAUGUUGGAUUUAAUAGCUUACAUUUGGUAUUCGUGGAUCUCCUUUUCGCAUUAUCCUCAUUUCGAAGGAAAAUGGGAUUUCGAGCAGGCAAUAGUUCAUUUGGGAUGCUACAAUUUCGUGAUCACUUUUCACUUCAUAUCGGUAUUUUUGACGAUGAUGUUGGCCAUAUGGCGAUAUAUAGCUGUGGUACAUCCUUUCAAGGAAUCCCAAUGGUGUAAUAUGAAGACUACACGCAAUGCAGUGAAGGCUAGUUACAUAUUAUGCAUUUUGCUUAGCGUGCCUAUGUAUUUAUCGCGUGAUAUAAAGAACCAGAAUACUAAUAACCAAACGCUGACGAAACUGAUAAUUGUCUUAUGGACGAGAAAAGAACAUAGAAAACAUCCAGUCGCCACUUCAAGCACCCACAGCAACAAGAGAAGUCUCCGAAGUAAACGGAAACAGCAACUCGAUAGAUCAGUGGUCAUAAUGUUGGCGCUUGUGGCAUUAUUUCUGGUUAUUAAAAUUCCAUCAGGAAUACUGAAUUUGAUGGGUUCGUGUUAUACUGGCUUGGGAGGAAUAAUCAACACGCUGGCAAAUAUCAAUAUAUCCAUCACGUUUGUUGUAUACUAUACGAUGAGCAGAAACUUCAGAAUCACAUUUAAAUCUUUGUUCAAUGGUAACGUGCUCGAAAAAGAUAUGGUUUUUAGUACGAGCAAUAAUGCAACAUUACACUAA